Messenger RNA from Eruca vesicaria subsp. sativa (arugula), 1564 nucleotides. Lineage: Eukaryota; Viridiplantae; Streptophyta; Magnoliopsida; Brassicales; Brassicaceae. The record is from the annotation of a GenBank genome assembly.
CAAAGUCGAAACCUUUUUCCUCAGUCCCAACUUCUCUCCCGAAACUUUCCCGCCAUGGAAAUCGACUCCGAGAAGACUCACGAACGGAAGCAAUCCGACUACAAUUGCCUGGAUGAGAGGUUUGAGAUACAAAAGGAGAUGUACAGAGGACAGCAAUACAGUCAGAUUUACUUCGCUCGUCUUCAUCUCAUGAGAACUCUUCUCUACUCCCUUGCCCCUUCCUGGAAGCCUCAUUUGCCUGUUUGUAAGGUGUUGGGACUUGAAGAAGGGAAGGAAUGCAUCAUUGUAGGAACCUUGUUCAAGCACAUGAAGCUUAAACCUUGCGUUCUUGAUGAAUAUUCUAAAGAGAGGUCAGUUACUCCGCUUGUAAAACCUCAUAACUUCAUGCACCCUGAUGAUCAUCUGAUCCUAGAAGACGAGAGUGGUAGAGUUAAGCUUGGCGGCUCUUCUCUUUCACCUGCUGUUUUUGUCACUGGUGUUGUUGUUGCAUUGCACGGGAAGGAAACUAGUGCUGGUGAGUUCUUUGUUGAAGAUGUACUAGAAGCUGGUCUACCACCUCAGAUAGAGCGGCCUUUGGAUCUAAAGGAAGAUAAAUACGUUUUACUUGUGUCGGGCCUGUCCAUUGGAAGCAAUUCAUCUAAUCCUCUGCUAUUUCAGCUUCUUGUUGACCAUAUAACUGGACAUGUCUCAAAUGAUGAGGAACUAGGCCUUGCAGCGCAGAUAGUUCAUGUGGUAAUUGCUGGAAAUUCUGUUGAGUUUCCCCGUAAACUCUUAACCGGACAGAACAUGGCCUCGAAAGAUCAGUCAACACUCUAUGAGCCCAUCAAAGAGCUUGAUAUCAUGUUAAACCAGAUAGCUGCAGGAGUUUCAGUAGAUAUAAUGCCAGGCCUAAAUGAUCCAGCUAACUUCGCAUUGCCUCAGCAGCCUCUGAACAGAUGCCUUUUCCCUGGAUCAGCACCUUAUAACACCUUCAGAUCAUGUACAAACCCUCACUCCUUUGACGUCGAUAAUAUCAGAUUUCUUGGAACUUCUGGUCAGAACAUCGAUGACCUUGACAAGUACUCAGAGGCUGAAAGCCGACUUGAUUUUGUCGAAAGAACGCUGAGGUGGAGACAUCUUGCUCCCACUGCACCUAAUACACUCGGUUGUUAUCCUUUCACUGAUAGAGACCCUUUCUUGAUUGAAACUUGCCCUCAUGUCUACUUCGUUGGGAAUCAAGACAAAUAUGACACUCGUUUGAUAAAAGGGUCAGAAGGCCAGCUGGUUCGGUUGAUCUGCAUUCCUAAGUUCUGUGAGACCGGUGUUGCUGUUGCGGUGAACCUAAGGAAUCUGGAGUGUCAUACUCGUAGCUUUAACAUUCAGUUAUAAAGUUAAGCACAACAAUUAGUUGCUACUUUUGGUAAAAUCUUGAAUCUCCUAGUCCUAACAAACAGUUGUAUUUUCUUGAGAAAUACUUUUUUCAAAUCUUUGGAUGUGUUUUUGUAUUAUUUUCUUGAGAAUUUCAUACAUUAAUUUUUUAGUAUUUACUAUUUACAAAGCAAAUGUUACAACAUGUUUAAUAAUG